UGACAUCACCGCCCGUCCAUGGAUGUCAUCGCUCUUGCAGAUCCGCGCUCAAUGAAAACCUUCCCCAUCUGCACCCCGGGUCGUCGCCAACAAGCAAACCCCCCCGAAACACCCAUCCCGCCGCCCGUCGCCUUUCACAUCCCUCACCCGCGGCAUGGCGUCGAAAUUGUCCGUUCCUUGUCGUUGAACCUGACUUCGCCUUCCCUCCAACACCACCAUGCCGGUCCCUUUUCUCGGGAGACUGCACGCCUACGAGUACCUCGCGCUCGUGGGCUCCUUUGUACUCGUCGGCCUCGAGGCCAUCAUCCGUGUCCUGACCUUGGCUCUGCCCCCCUUCCUCGUUGAACUCUUCUACCGGGCGUCGCGGCGCAUCUUCAACCGAUACUCGACGCCCGAGCAGAAAAAGGCCGAGAACAGAAAGAAGUCCAUCUCCACCUCGAUCCGCGACGCGACCGACUUUGUCGAGCUCUGUCGGAUCUGGGGCUACGAGGCCGAGGAGCAUAUCGUGCAGACCAAGGAUGGGUUUCUCCUCGGUAUUCAUCGCCUGCAGUGGCGCAAGGGCGAAGAGGGCUCAAAGGUCAACUGCGGGCCGCGGAGCGUCAAGAAGCGCGUCGCUUACUUGCACCAUGGCCUGCUGAUGAACUCGGAGGUCUGGGUUUGCCUGACGGACGAGCAGCGAUGCCUGCCCUUUGAGCUGGUCGAGCGCGGCUUCGACGUCUGGCUUGGCAACAACCGUGGCAACAAGUACUCGAAAAAGUCGAUCCACUGCAGCCCGACGUCGGUCCAGUUUUGGGACUUUUCCAUGGACGAGUUCGCCUUCCACGAUAUACCCGACACCAUCGCCUACAUCCUCGACACGACGGGCCAGGAGAGCCUGUCGUACGUGGGCUUCUCGCAGGGCACGGCACAGGCCUUUGCCACGCUGGCCAUUCAUCCCAAGCUCAACAAUCAGGUCAACGUCUUCAUCGGCCUCGCCCCCGCCAUGGCGCCGGCGGGGCUGUCCAACGGCAUCGUCGACUCCCUCGUCAAGGCGUCGCCGUCGGUGUUGUACCUCAUGUUUGGCCGCCGCUCCAUCCUCAGCUCGGCGACCAUGUGGGAGACGCUCAUGUACCCGCCCAUCUUCAGCCGCCUCAUCGACAUGGGGUUGGCGUUUCUCUUCAAGUGGCAGACGCUCAACAUCUCGACAAGCCAGAAGCUGGCGGCAUACCCGCACUUGUAUUCGUUCACGAGCACCAAGAGCGUGGUGCACUGGUUCCAGAUCAUCCGCAACAAGUGCUUCCAGAUGUACGACGACGACGUGCACCAGCCCAUGAGCGUCACCACGUCGAGCAAAUACUCCAAGGUCGCCAAGUACCCGACGCGGAACAUAAGAACGCCCGUCGUCCUCGUAUACGGCGGCAGCGACUCUCUGGUCGACAUCAAGGCCAUGCUGCGGGAGCUGCCGCCGCAGACGGUUGCCACGGAGAUCCCCCACUACGAGCACCUCGACUUCCUGUGGGCGCGCGACGUGGACACGCAAGUGUUUCAGCACGUCUUGGACGCCCUCGACAGCUUCACCGACGCCGAGCACACGGCCGAGGAGUACAGCAGGUACUACAUGGUGCGCAGCGAGAGCCUCAUGGGGUCAGGCUACUUGGGCGCCAACCACCACCACCGCGGCAGCGAGAGCGAGACGUCGACGGUAGCGGGCGACGGCCAGGCCCCGCACGAGGUUCACCAGCACCUCGCGACGGAGCCCCUCCGAGACGACGCCCCGUCGAUACCGGAGUCGGUACAGAAGCCCGUCGAGGUGCACGGCGUGCCGCCCCGCGAUGCCGACGCGCAGUCCCGCGAGAAGCUCAAGGGCGUAGGGGUGCGUCGGGGGGCCGCCGCUGCGAAGAGCCCAGCCCUCGACAACAUCAACGAGGCCAGAAGCGUGCACAGGGAGAGAGACGCGGCGAAGAACGGCGACGCGACGUAUGCGGCGGUGGCGGCCGACGUACCGGGUGCGCAGGGGGAGACGAAGAAGCAACAAUGACGAUACCCUCGAGCGACGAAGAGAGGAGGCGCGUGUACUGUACAAAUUGCGCACAAGAACAUACCGCUACGUAGGACUGUACACCAUAUUUGCUUAACCUUUUGUUGAAAGGUCUGCUGAGACAAGUGCAAUGGCGCAAGAUGCGCGAGUGCUCAUGAUCCACGUGCGUCGUCGGUGAUUCAUGGUUAGUAUGCCCGGUGUCUCGGUGCAGGGGUACGCGCAAACCGGGGGCGCCGCUGUUGUCUCGCCGCCACGCGGGUCAGCAGCGUUGUGCCCCCGGGGACGCGAAUGGGGAGCUGUCGUCGCGGCGAGGGAGUAAGAUCUCACGAUGAGGCGACUUUGUUCCCCAUCAUACGGUACGUGCAUAGCUCACCGGGCUAACAGGUGAACCGCGCCGAGGGCUUGUUGGCUGCUGCUGC
Purpureocillium takamizusanense is the source of this 2436-nucleotide messenger RNA. It is a transcript of the gene TGL1, whose product is annotated as Sterol esterase. The transcript is spliced from 5 exons. Bases 218 to 2017 code for a protein of 599 amino acids. NCBI's taxonomy places the organism in Eukaryota, Fungi, Ascomycota, Sordariomycetes, Hypocreales, Ophiocordycipitaceae. The record is from RefSeq and is a predicted model, not a curated record.